Molecule: messenger RNA, 1153 nt
Organism: Verruconis gallopava
Lineage: Eukaryota; Fungi; Ascomycota; Dothideomycetes; Venturiales; Sympoventuriaceae
Exons: 2
Coding region: 94-885 (263 amino acids)
Source: RefSeq, a predicted model, not a curated record
GUGGGCCGCCCGCCUCGCGCUCUUGUUGGGGGAAAAAACGUCCCCCUUUCAGUUCCGGGUGCCGAACAGGUCUAGCCGCCGUGCCGCGUCUGCAUGGCCGCAAAUGGAAGCGCAGCCUUCCCUCCUCCGGACGUCUCCAUCGUCCACGCCAGCGAGCACACAGCGCCGCCGACGACGACGAACACCACGACGACGACGACGACCAUCCCAGAGGAAGACGGACUCGCUGGCGACGGCGCGGACCCGCUGCCUCGCUACACUCGUUUUCUGGCGCCUUUUCAGGCAUUCUCCGGCCUCCUGCUGCCGCUGUUCCUCCUUCCCCUCAGCGUCCUUCUGCUCGUCACCUUGGCACCGGACGAGGUCAUGUCUUCGCUCGGCAACUUCUUCAGGGGUUUCAUCUUGCCCGCCUUGAUUGCGCUGGGCCUGUACUUGCUCCUGCACUUUGCGCUGCUCCCGCUAUAUCGCCGCCACCGCGCGCGUUACUCGCAGUAUCUACCCGUGCACACGCAGUCUCCACUCGCCACGCUCUCCUCGUCCACGUCGACCCUUCGUCAACACCUGCUCGCCUUCCUGAUACCUUCCCGCUGGGCUGAGUGGAGAUGGGCCCAUCGUCGAGGGGAGCGCGUUGUCAAUGCCGCCGACGGCGGGGACGACGACGAAGAGAUGGGCGAGGAUCUGGAGUUCGACCUUCAUCUCGACGGUGAGCGCGGCUUGGCAGCAGAGGAGAGGAGAAGGCGAGAUGGUCUAAGCUUGAGCAUGGACGGUCGAGCCGGGAGGGGCGCUGACAGUGACAGAAGGCUGAGUCGGGAGUUGGAGGAGGGAUUUGCAGAUAGCAGCGACGACGAGGAGGGAGAUGGCCAUGGCCGGAACGGAGGGAGAGGAUAAAAUCCGUUGCCAUCGCUCCCUUGUUUCCUUUUUCUUGUACAAUCUCGCUACACUUACGUGGAAAGCCAUGCCGCGGGUUUUGAAUGUACCCAUACGUUGUGCAAUAUUGGAAAGAUAUACGGCAAUCAUGACAAGUGUGGAGCGGGUGUGAGCUUGGCGUGGCAGCUUGCGGAGACCAAAGGCUGCAGCUCUACACAAAAUCAAUAACUAGAGAUGGCAAUAGACGAGUCGUUCCUGAGAAAAUUCAAUGGUUACAUUUUUUUUUUAG